UUAACUAAUCUAUCGAUUAAUCGAUGAACUGAUUAACCGAUUGCAUUGAUUCGGUUUCGAUUUGCAUAUUUAAAAAAUCGAUCAAAUCAGUUCGAUUUGAAAAAAUACUCCAACCGAACCGUGGGCACCCCUACUCCAUCGUACAAUCUCGUGACAAUAGGGUCCUGCUUGUCUUUUUUCCCCUUUAUUAAUGGCUUGGCUUUCCUUGAUUGUCUAUUAAUGGGUCCGAUCCCAUCUCAUGAUAAAUGGGUUGAGUUAAAGCCUGGCCCAUGGUGGGCUUGGAUGCACAUAAUUGGAAGGAUAGAUGUUGGAUGGAGAUCGGAUUUGGAAUUUAAGUGUGUGGGUUGUGAAAGGUGGUGGUGGUGAAAACGAGUGUGAGUGCGAGUGUGAGAGGGAGUAAGGGGAUAUCCAUGGAGGAAAACAUAUGGAGGGAGCAAGAAAUGGAGGCGUGACCAGGCUUCCUCGCCCUUCACAAGUUUUCUGCUCAUUCUUUCUUCCCUUCGGCUUAAAAUAAUAUUCUCUUUGACAUCUGCAUAGACAGAACGUUUUCUCGAUCUGAGGACAUGGAGGACGAGAAAAAAUCCUCGGCUGUCUCGGAUGUGAGUGCGUGGGCAAUGAACGUAAUCAGCUCCGUUGGCAUUAUCAUGGCCAACAAGCAGCUUAUGUCCCCUAGCGGCUACGCCUUCAGCUUUGCAACAACUUUGACUGGGUUUCACUUCGCGGUGACUGCAUUGGUUGGUUUCGUGUCAAAUGUUUCCGGGUAUUCUGCUUCAAAACAUGUACCUUUAUGGGAGCUUCUCUGGUUUUCAGUGGUUGCCAAUAUGUCAAUUACGGGGAUGAACCUAAGUCUAAUGCUAAACUCUGUAGGAUUUUAUCAGAUUUCAAAACUAAGCAUGAUUCCGGUGGUUUGUGUGAUGGAAUGGGUCAUUCAUGGCAAACAUUACUCGAGAGAGGUUAAGAUGGCUGUGGUGGUUGUGGUUGUUGGUGUAGGUGUUUGUACUGUAACAGAUGUGAAGGUGAACGCCAAGGGGUUCCUGUGUGCUUGCAUGGCAGUCCUUUCAACAUCAUUGCAGCAAAUUACAAUUGGUUCCUUACAGAAGAAGUACUCGAUUGGCUCAUUUGAAUUACUAAGCAAGACUGCCCCAAUACAAGCCUUCUCUCUUCUUGUGCUUGGUCCUUUUAUUGAUUACUACCUUAAUGGGCAAUUCAUAAUGAACUACAAGUUGUCUUCCGGUGCCAUUCUCUUCAUACUCCUCUCGUGCUCGUUGGCUGUAUUCUGCAAUGUGAGCCAGUACCUUUGUAUUGGACGCUUUUCGGCUGUUUCCUUCCAGGUGUUAGGUCAUAUGAAAACCAUGUGUGUCCUCACAUUGGGGUGGCUGCUCUUCGACUCACAGCUGACACUUAAAAAUAUACUUGGGAUGGCUCUUGCAGUCCUUGGAAUGGUAGUUUACAGUUGGGCAGUGGAGGUCGAGAAACAGGUUAAUUCCAGUAUCAUCGCCCACUUGAAAUCCAAGGAAAGCUCGACAGAAGAGGAAAUCAGACUACUUAAGGAUGGGGCAGAGAAUACUAAUGUGAAGGAUGUUGAACUUGGCGGAUCCAAAAGCUAGGUAGAUAUCCUUUAUGGCAAGAAAUUGAUCUAUUUUGUUCGGACUUUAUGUUCUGGCAUUCUUGCUUCAUUAUGGUGUGCAUCAUGCAAAGAUGGAUCAAGUCCACCCCAUUCUCAUCCUUCGGCCACCUUUUUGAAGCAUAUGUGCUUUCAGUUACCCAAAGAAAUUCUUUUUUUCCUUUUUCAUUAUUUUUCAUGGAGAUCAAGAUGGUAAAGCUAUAAUGGGGGUGGGAAGAUGUAAAAUAUAUUAGUUAGUACAAGUCUUGCUAUCAAAUAGGAUUUUUUUUUUGGGUGAAAUUUUAAUCAAAUGGGAUAUUCGCUGUUUUGUAGUCCUUUCCUACUUAUGAUUGAUUGUCCUUCGGAGAGAAGGCUGUUCUUGUCUAUAUUUGGAAAAAUGGUUUGAUA
Messenger RNA from Nelumbo nucifera (sacred lotus), 2011 nucleotides. RefSeq names its product UDP-rhamnose/UDP-galactose transporter 2-like. NCBI's taxonomy places the organism in Eukaryota, Viridiplantae, Streptophyta, Magnoliopsida, Proteales, Nelumbonaceae. The record is from RefSeq and is a predicted model, not a curated record.